AUGGGAAAAACUGAACGUGCCACUCAUCCAAGAUUAACUAAGUAUCUUGAUUUAUUAAAUACCUACAGGUUAAAUUGGAAAUACAUCAAAGGCACUGACAACCAUGCCGCAGAUUACCUCAGCAGGUAUGGAUUAGAUUCCCAACCUACAUUAAAUCUCGACGAAUGGGACAAAUUUUCAGUUGACAUUGAACUCAAUGCAACUACUCACUCGGAUCAACAUAGUGAAGAUUUUACAACCUUAACCCAACAGACUACUCCCGAACCUAUCCAAGAGGCUACUGAAGAAUCACACGAACAAGCUAAUUAUCUCAUUGACCAACAAACUCACGAAGACAUACCAAACAUUAUACAUGAUGUUCGCAACCUAUCUUGGUCCCAAAUAUUGGACAUCUAUCAGAACAUAAUACAUAUUUUCACAUGGGUCAAUAAUAAUUUCUACAUCAUCUACCUUGACCAGCUCCACCAUAUACUUACCGAUGUGGACUAUAUCGAAAGGGCCACUUCACUCCAUAAUGCUUUUCAUGCUAACCACCAAAUAUUGGAAAAAUAUGAUGAUCCAGGAGGAAUUCUGGAAUCCUCAACAUGUCAUACUACUUUUAGAUGUAAUCAGAAACUGCCAACAUUGUGA
Messenger RNA from Vanderwaltozyma polyspora DSM 70294, 630 nucleotides. RefSeq names its product Tkp3 protein. The transcript has a single exon. The record is from RefSeq and is a predicted model, not a curated record. Lineage: Eukaryota; Fungi; Ascomycota; Saccharomycetes; Saccharomycetales; Saccharomycetaceae. Bases 1 to 630 code for a protein of 209 amino acids.